AACGCAGUUAAUUUCGUUCCUUGUUUUUUCUAGUUUCCUUAGUUCGAAACGUCCCGCGCGCUAUAAAUAUCCCAACCGAAUUGCUCUCUGGAUUCUCUCAUUUUUUACCUUUUCCGUAUUUCCAUUCCAUUUCAUAUCCAUAGAUUUUUAUUAUCAAAAUUUUCCGUUUCUUUCGGAAUUAUAAUUUUCUUUUUUGCCUUCUCCGCCAUGUCAACGGUGGGGGAGAUGGAGCAAUUGACGUCGGGAGCGAGCAAUCGGAUAAUCCCGAUCCUAAAAACCUUAAGAAUUAUUCUCAUUUUCAUUCAGUCAAUAGUCUUGUACCUCCUCCUUCUCCUCUUCCCUCGGCGCCGCCAACCUCGGACGGCGGUUGCGGCAGUUGACUCCACUGCUGAGGCGCCGCAAUCACCGGCUAAAACAGCGAGGCGGAGAUCGGUAUGGGUGCGAGAAGAGGAGGAUACCUUGAGAAGGAGAGCUUUGGCAGAGGGUUUGGACAUGGGGUUUGAAACAGGGGAUGGAGAGAUUAGCUGCCGCUGGAGCACGUCUCUGUUCUUUGGGGUUCGAAGAAAUGCCUUGUUUUGCCGGUCUUGGUUUCCCGCUACCGGUGAAUUGAGGGGCAUUUUAAUAAUUAUUCACGGGCUGAAUGAGCACAGUGGAAGAUAUGCUCAAUUUGCAAAGCAACUAACCUCUUGUCACUUUGGUGCUUACGCGAUGGACUGGAUAGGUCACGGUGGUAGUGAUGGAUUGCACGGAUACGUUCCUUCACUUGAUCAUGUUGUUGCAGACACUGGGGCUCUCUUGGAAAAGAUCAAAUCAGAGAACCCGGGUGUACCUUGCUUCCUUUUUGGUCACUCUACUGGUGGAGCUGUUGUUUUGAAGGCAGCUUCAUAUCCUCAUAUUGAAGAAAUGCUGGAGGGAAUUGUUCUGACAUCUCCAGCUUUGCGCGUUAAGCCAACACAUCCAAUUGUCGGAGCUAUUGCUCCUCUUUUUUCCCUGGUUGCUCCAAAGCUGCAGUUUAAAGGUGCAAACAAGAGAGGCAUCCCAGUUUCAAGGGACCCCGCAGCACUGUUGGCCAAGUACUCUGAUCCCUUGGUCUACACUGGUCCAAUAAGGGUCCGAACAGGGCAUGAGAUAUUGCAAAUUUCAUCCUUCUUGAUGCAAAACUUGAAGUCUGUGACAGUCCCAUUCUUUGUUCUCCAUGGAACUGCAGACAAAGUCACUGAUCCACUCGCCUCCAAGGAUUUGUACAACGAGGCGGCCUCCAAGUUCAAAGACAUAAAGCUUUAUGAGGGCUUCUUGCACGACCUUCUCUUUGAACCCGAGCAUGAAGAGAUUGGGCAGGAUAUAAUCGACUGGAUGGAGAAGAGAUUAGGCGCCAGAGCUGAAAGGAUGGAUCGUCUUUGGUAAAUGAUCUUGCAGGAUAUAUUAAGUGUUUUUCUUUUUACCUAAAAUUAGAUCACCGGUUUAAAAGCACAAGUAGAUGUGUAAGUUGAAAGCUCAUCUACAUGUACGUUUGCAUCUCUGAUUUAUAGUGAAAUUUGUAACCAUAUAUAAAUAUUAUAUAUAGGGGUUUGUGUUUAAAAUA
Durio zibethinus is the source of this 1582-nucleotide messenger RNA. RefSeq names its product alpha/beta-Hydrolases superfamily protein. The record is from RefSeq and is a predicted model, not a curated record. Lineage: Eukaryota; Viridiplantae; Streptophyta; Magnoliopsida; Malvales; Malvaceae.